AUGGUUGCCUACCAGAAGUCCUACGAGAGAAACACGUCCUGUGGAGGGUGGAUACCGUGGAUGGUGUGUCCCCAGACAUACUAUAAACCCCAGUAUCGUAGCAUUGAAGUCCCUGAAACCAUCACUCUCACAGAUUGCUGUGAGGGAUAUGAACAAGUUGGACUCUACUGCUCCCUAGCACUCAACAGAUCCAGUGUAUUUGCCUCAAGACCUGGUAUUUGUCCAAAGGAGAAUAUGGAAACCUCUGAUUAUCCUUGCACGUUCGAUACUGAGUGUCCAGGGCUCAAAAAAUGCUGCAACUCAUCCAAAGGAGCAGGCUGUGUAGACCCAAUGCCAGAGGGAAGAACAUUCUGGUACAACGUGACAGUGCUUGUGAAAAUGGAUUUUAAUGAAUUAAUCAGAGUGGAUUCCCACCUUCUGAAUCAUUCCCGCCUUUUGCACUCCAUGAUCACUGGCGCGUUGCAGCCCUGGAAUGCCUCUGUGCACCACAUCCAGAGCAAUCCUGCAGGGAUACACGCCGGGACAGUGACCUCCCAGGUUCUCCUUGGGCUGCACCAGCCGGCUCUGCUGGCUGAGGUCUCUUCUUCCCUGGGUGACGUGGUGAAACGCGUGUAUGAAGUGACUGACACGCAAGUGCAAGAUGUCAAUGAAUGUUCCCACGCUGAACUCAACGCCUGCCCCCAGAAAAGCACCUGUGUAAACCUGGAGGGUUAUUACAGCUGUGACCCUCAUGCCCAUGUCAUCCCUCACCAGCUGAGCCAAAGGAAGGAAGGCAUUGCAGCAUCUACUCCAAGUUCAGCAGUAGAUGCCAUUAGUACCAGCAAUAGCUCUCCUUCUGUAAUGAAUUCAAGUCUUUUGUCCAUAACUAACCAAUCUGCAGAUGCUGGAUGCUAUCCUUCUGCAGUGACAAACCACCGAAUCUUCAGCGUUACCAGCAACAGUUUUGAAAUGUCCUGGCAUGUCACUUCUCCUCUGAACCACACUUUCCAAGUCCAAGUGUUCAAGGGCCAGGAGACUGUCCAAGACCUGAAGACAGAGGAAAUGAAAAUGGAUGUGUCUCAUCUGGAAGCAGGUGUGAUGUAUUCAGUCGAGGUCCGCUAUGAAACAUGUGGAAAAACCAUCAUCUCCCGUCAAAGUGUUAAAACAGAGGCCCAGAUAUUUGAUGUUACUCUAAGGAUUCUCAACUACAACUUCACUGAUGAUUUCCAUAAUUCCAGCAGCUCAGCAUAUGCAGAAUUUUCAAGGCUGUUUCUUACAGAGCUUGAACAUUCAUUUCCACCUGACAUUUCUGCUUUAUACAAAUCUGGGAAGCUGAAAUUGCAGAUUGAAUCCCUGCAGGCUGGAAGUGUCAUUGUGAGGCUCAGAAUCACUGUGCAGGAUCCUGAGCUUCCAGUCAAUGCCUCCACAUUUGCCCCAGUGCUUUCCUACCUGCACAACAGUUCCAUGAUUUUGGUGGAUCAGCAAAACACUGCAGUAGGAGACUGGGAUGAAUGUGCUUCUCACACCGAGAAUGACUGCUCUGUGUUUGCAGAGUGUAUCAAUUUGAUGGGCUCCUACAUGUGCAGAUGCAAGACAACCAUGGAUACCAAUCCAUCCAGACCUGGAAGGAACUGUGAGGGUGAGAUUGUGGAUCCUCUGGCUGAAACAAUGGCUCCUGAAACAAGAAACAGCACAGAGUUUGCUCCUGAAGAAGGAAGCCCUGCAGGUCUUGCAUCUCCUGCUGCCACUGAGACAGCGGCCUCUUCGCUGCCCCUGGGUGACAAACAAGUGUGUCCCACCAGUGCUCCUUCAGCCCCUUGGAAAAAAGGUCUGGCAGCACAGGUGGGCUUUGACAGCCCCAAAGCCACGGGGACCACAACCAGCAAGGCACUGGCUGUGAGCACAGCAAGUCGGGCAGACACAAGUCCAUGGCAGCAAAGCUCCCUGGAAAAGGCUUCCCCUGGAGCACCACAGCCAGAGGCUGCUCUCACAGACAUUCCCAUGGGCACAGCUGGGCAGGAGCAACUCAGCUCCCCAUUGCUGGCAUUUCCAAAUCAAACAGCCUCUGCUACCACCAGAAUUCCUGGUGUGCCCCAGGCCAGCUCUCGAGGUGGCCCUGGCACAGCUCUGCUGGCCACAGGGAAUGCUGGUGUUCCCACCCUCAACGCCACUCUUGGAGCAGAUGUGGAGGUGGCAAGAGAAAACAGCUCUUGGUCCCAGGAAUACACUGGAUCCCUGGGGUCUCCAGCUUUUCCAGGUGCCUCUCCAGCUCCCAGCCUGAUGCCAGGCCCAGCUAUGGAUCACACUGUCCAGAAGCUCAGUGGCACAGUUCGGAUAACAAAUGUGAAAUACUCCCCAGGCUUUAGCAAUACCAGCAGUGAGGAAUAUCAAACCUUUGCACAGCUCUUUGUUGAUGAAAUACAUAAAUCUCUGCCCCUCGAUGUUCUUCAGCAGGUGGAUGCUGGUGUGAUUAAAGUGCUGAUAACAGGUAUUAGCAAUGGCAGCACGGUGGUAGGUUUCAAUUUAGUGGUUGCAGAAGAUGUGGAUAUCCACUGUGUCAUCACCACUUUUCGGGAUGCCUUGGAACACAGCUCCUACUUCACCAUUGACAAGAGCAGCCUCUCCAUAAAGGCACUUCCUAUCAGCCAGAAGACAACAGUGACAGAUAAGAAACCCGUGCACAACACAGUUUUAUCUGUGACAUCUUUGCAAACUUCUUCCCCUGCUUCACUGGACUUCUCUGCUGCUGAGCACAAGGCUCUGGAGGACACCACAUUCUCCAGCACGGUGCUGCCUCCUCUCUCCAAGGAUCCCGUGUCAACUCCUGAUGUUUCUCCUCAAGCAUCUCCAGCCCCCCUUGCCAAACCUGCCCAGGAGGCUUCCAUUAAAGACGCAGUGAGCGUGUUCUGUGAAAUUGGGAAGAUCGUCCUGGCCAUCCAGAAGAGGUUUUUACAGCAGGAGUCCAUCCCAGAAGCCUCCCUGUACCUGGGGGAGCCUCACUGCAACGUGAGCAGGAGCAACAGCACCCACGUUGUGCUGCAGGCAGGAUGGAGAGACUGUGGCACUGAGGUGGAGACUAACAUGACUAAUACUGUAGUGAAAACCAUCCUUCGGAACGACUUUCCUGCUCAGGGAAUAAUCCACCACUUAAAAGUUGCCAGUCCCAUUCACUGUGAGUUUCAAAAUGAUGCCUUGGCUUCCUCUGGGUACACUGCAGAAGGACUUUACACCAUCUUUGAGGACUUGCAUGGAUCUGGACACUUCAGAACACAAAUGCAGCUGUUUAUUGGGAACUCCCCAGUACCAAAGAACUUCAGUGUCUCUGCCAGUGAUGAUGUGCUGAUCGAAGUGGGGAUCCAGAGAGGGGACAGCAAGCUCAAGGUGGUUCUCACUGACUGCUGGGCAACUCCAACUAAUAAUUCAGUGGAUACCCUCUCAUUUGUUUUUAUCAGCAACAGCUGUCCCAUCCCAAACACAUACACCACACUGCUAGAGAAUGGCAACUCAAGCAAAGCCCAGUUUAAGAUGAAAAUUUUUUCCUUUGUCAACAAUUCUGUGGUUUACUUACACUGCAGAAUUCGUAUCUGUAUGGAGACACCGGGAAGAACCUGCAGGACAAGAUGCCACCCCAUGGUUCGGUUCCUGAAGGCUGGAGAAGUCAUUGCUACACACAGAACAUCCUGGGGACCCCUGUGUAAAGCAGCUGCAUCUGAUUUGAAGAGAGAAAAGGAGGCUGGAAUGGGAGUUGGAUACAUCAUCCUCAUUGCCCUUACUGUGGUUGGGUUUGUGCUGGGAGUUGUGAGCCUUCUCAUCUUCCAGUACCAGCGAAAGAUGGGAAGAUACAACUUCAGAAUCAAGUCUGACAACGUCAGCUACCAAGUGUUCUACGAUUAG
Molecule: messenger RNA, 3873 nt
Organism: Manacus vitellinus (golden-collared manakin)
Lineage: Eukaryota; Metazoa; Chordata; Aves; Passeriformes; Pipridae
Gene: UMODL1
Product: uromodulin like 1
Exons: 19
Coding region: 1-3873 (1290 amino acids)
Cellular component (GO): extracellular region; cell surface
Molecular function (GO): protein binding; peptidase inhibitor activity; calcium ion binding
Source: RefSeq, a predicted model, not a curated record